AUGGACGAAAGCUUUGUUUCUCGGAGAACUCGAGGCUUGAGUGAACCCAUUGCUAUCUUCCAUCUCACCACAAUGGUAGUGGGGUUGGCUAUUUUGGCAUUAGGUGCAUACACCAUAAACUCCUCUCUUGUCAGUUGCACAAUAUCACUAUCACUUUGCAUCAUUGGGUGCUUCAUCACCGUCGUUUCCUUUGUCGCCUAUUUCGGUACCUACAUGGAACACAUUGGAUUUCUCAAGACAUACAGUGCCACGAUCAUCCUAUUCUCAUCACUCGAAAUCAUUGCAUUUGGAAUUGUUUAUGCUCGAAGGAAGGAAUUGGAUGCAUACGGGAGUGCAUUGUGGGAUUUCUUUCAAGCAAAGGAUGAGCAGCUAUUGAUCAACAUUGAGGAAUCACUUCAUUGUUGUGGAUAUGCAAAUCCGGAAGACAGGCCGGUCUUGAUGAGCCUUGUUAACCAUGAUCCAAUAAUCACUGCCGCUGCUGGGUGCAAGGAUGUCAUUAUUGGUUCUAUUUUCCAUUGGAAGAAUUGGAUCAUUGUUGGCGUGGUGGUACUUGUGACAAUCAAGUUGUUGGCAUUGGUCAGCAGCAUCUUGCUGAUUAUCUUGAUUAAGAAGGAUACUGAUGAAGAGCGUAGCUAUCUUACAGUGCUAUCAGCGCAACGGGAUUCCAGUGCAUGGUAUCAUGGCAACAUAGGAUGGGGUAAGAACGGCACACCAAGCUUGUCAGGACAUAGCCCGAUAUUUGUACGCCAUCCUACUACUUUGCAUUCUUCACCAUCGACAUCAUCUGGUCGUUCCAACUACUUUUAUACCCCUCGCUCACCACAAUUCUGUCCUCAGCGUGUCCCAAGAUAUGGAAGUACUCAAUCAACAUUUUCAUUCAAAAGCGUCAACAACUAA
Messenger RNA from Lichtheimia ornata, 897 nucleotides. RefSeq lists its product as uncharacterized. NCBI's taxonomy places the organism in Eukaryota, Fungi, Mucoromycota, Mucoromycetes, Mucorales, Lichtheimiaceae. Gene Ontology annotation, cellular component: membrane. The transcript is spliced from 7 exons. The record is from RefSeq and is a predicted model, not a curated record. The coding region runs from base 1 to 897 and encodes 298 amino acids.